AUGAGCAGAUUGGCAGAAUUCCUAUACAUCAAAAUUUUUGCAGGUGAAGAGGAAGAUCCUCGUUUAUUCUGUGCUAUGGCCGUUCUCCUAGGAAACUGGGACUCAUGGAGUAGAGAAAAUUAUACAGGUGAUUUUGAUGAUAGUGCUUGGUGGCCAAAUCUCCUCAACGAAAAUAUAAAGUCAAGAUUAUAUCUUAUAACUUUUGGUGGUAUCAUGCAAUUAUUGGAUGAUGAUAUAGACAUACGAUCUAUUGAAAGCAAAGCUGAACAGUACCUGCAAAGAUAUGAUGACGAAGAGACCGCUCAAAGUAUCGCUGUGGUAGAAGAGGAUGAUGAUGAAGAGCCUGUUAUUAUGGAAAUCAACCCCUACAGAGGUCACAAUCUGUUCUUUACAGAGAAGCAUUGCCAGAAACUUUACUUGCCACGAGUUACAAAGCCUUUAGUUUGGUUCUUGGAGAGCAGAUGCGAAGCAAACAGUAACUGCUCAAACAAACCAAAAGGUCACUAA
Molecule: messenger RNA, 507 nt
Organism: Mucor velutinosus
Lineage: Eukaryota; Fungi; Mucoromycota; Mucoromycetes; Mucorales; Mucoraceae
Exons: 3
Coding region: 1-507 (168 amino acids)
Source: RefSeq, a predicted model, not a curated record